AUGGAUGCCUCUAAAUUUAUCCCCAUCGUUGAUGAGGAUGAUGAGAGGGCUGGAUCAGACGCCCUCAUUGAGGAUUCUGCCAUGAUCAAAAUGGAAAAUGAAUAUUCGGACUCUACCGCUGAUAACGGCUUAAACUCAAGGACCAGAAAUUUGACUCCGCAAAUUUCGAUUGGAAAUACGCUGCCGGCCUCGAAAAUUAGAAAGAUCCUGAAAGAAUAUGAUGAGCUCUCAAUCAUAUCAAAAGACUCUUUGUUCCUGAUAACUGCAGCGACGGAGCUUUUUAUCCAAUACUUUGCAUCGAGGGCAUUUGAGCUUGCAAAGGGAAAAAGAAAAACUGUCCUGUAUAGCGACUUGAUCCAAUUGGCCAAACAAGACGAGCGGUUUAUGUUUGUGUCUAAUGAUAUUGACAAUCCCGAGUUCACUGGACUUUCUUCGUCAUCCACUCAACUUGUAUUCAAAACUAUUGCUGACGUAGAAGAGUCCACUGGAGAUGUUUUUGAAAAAUAG
Mitosporidium daphniae is the source of this 507-nucleotide messenger RNA. RefSeq lists its product as uncharacterized. NCBI's taxonomy places the organism in Eukaryota, Fungi, Microsporidia. The transcript is spliced from 3 exons. Gene Ontology annotation, biological process: regulation of DNA-templated transcription. Gene Ontology annotation, cellular component: nucleus. The coding region runs from base 1 to 507 and encodes 168 amino acids. Gene Ontology annotation, molecular function: protein heterodimerization activity. The record is from RefSeq and is a predicted model, not a curated record.